UCAGUGAAGCAUUUUAAAUUUGGCGCUUAUUUGAUCCUAGCUGGUCAGUGUUCCAAGUAUGGCCGCGAUGUAAACAACACUGUGCUGGUUUUUAUUUAGUUUUAGUGAGAAAAAGUGAUUAAAAGGAAAUGGGAAAGGUUAAAGCUGUUGAUCCAAGAAAAUGGACUGAAAAAAGUAUGCAGAAGGCGGUGGAGGAUGUAAUAAAUAAGAAAAUGGGAGUAAAUGAAGCGAGUCGUUUAUAUGAAAUACCUUCGCGCACAUUGCGAAGACACAUCCUCAAGGGUUGGAGGUGUAAGCAGAGAAUUGGAAGACCUUCUGAAUUGGGAUAUGAGAACGAACUAAAACUUGUAGCUCACAUUAAAAAGCUUGAAUCCAUCGGAUUUCCCUUGGAGCCAUCGAGACUGCAGUCUAUAGCUUACGACUUUGCUGAAAAUCUUCGAUUGCCACAUCGAUUCAAUAAUGAGAAGAAGUCAGCAGGCUGGGAUUGGUUUCAAGGAUUUAUGAAGCGUCAUCCAGACCUGAGUAAACGUAAAGCAGAAGGCCUGUCAUUGGCAAGAGCUAGUGGUAUGAAUAGACAGGAUGUCGACAAAUAUUUUGAAAUGUUGUUGAAGGUAUUGACUGAUAACGAUUUGAUUAGUAAACCAGAAAGAAUCUACAACAUGGACGAAAGCGGAAUACAAGUUAACAACAAAAAGUAAGUAAAAGGAAGCAAUCUGUUAAGGUUUUGACAUCAAAAAUUCAUUUGACAACUCGUAAACUGUUUGAAGACAAAAAAAAAAUACAGGAGAAAAAACGUAAGAAGACUGUUGUGAGGGAUUUAUCAUCGUCAUCAGAAAGUGAAGUAGAGUUGCAGCUUAGUGAAUCUAGCGAAGAAUGUUCUGAUGAAAAUGAAAACACAUGUGUAGAAUGUCACGAGAAUUACUACCGUACCAAGAAGAAGAGCGAAUGGAUUCGAUGUUUGCAGUGCUCUGGCUGGUUACAUGAAGACUAUACAAGUUAUAGAGAGAAAUGCAAUAACUGCGGUACCAAAGAAAAAGGAAAA
Molecule: messenger RNA, 1042 nt
Organism: Diorhabda carinulata
Lineage: Eukaryota; Metazoa; Arthropoda; Insecta; Coleoptera; Chrysomelidae
Exons: 2
Coding region: 129-698 (189 amino acids)
Molecular function (GO): DNA binding
Source: RefSeq, a predicted model, not a curated record